GACCAUUCGGCCAUUCCCCUCUUCGCCCCUCCAGCCCUAGCUAAUCUCUCGCCUUUCGCAACGCGGCGGCGCGCCGGCGGGUCUUGCCCUUACUUUCUCCCGGCUCCGCGGUCCGCACGUCCCACCGAACCCCUCUCUGCCGAGCACGAGCCGGGCUCGGGUCGAUUUCGUCUCCCCUUUUGUUGCUGUGCAAAUGCCAGAAGCCGAGUGGAACGAUGAGCGCACUAAAAUUAUUUGUGAACUCUUUGCUGAACAAGUUCGGGCUGGGAACAGACCAAACACCCAUCUCAACAACAUUGGUUACCGUCAAGUUGCGUCCAAGUUUCAGCAAAGAACACAGCUACUUUAUACGAAGCUUCAGCUUAAGAACAAAUGGGAUAAGCUUAAGAGUGAAUACACCACCUGGAAUAAACUGCUUACAAUGAGGGCAGGUUUACGUUGGGACAGUGCAAGAGGAACAAUUGCAGCUGACGAUGACUGGUGGAAGAAGAAAAAUAAGCAGGAGCUGCCAGGUGCGAGGAAAUUCCGCAUUGCUGGGCUACAAAAUGAGGAUAAGUUGAAAGUAAUGUUUGACUAUAUUAUCAGCAAUGGUGUGGAUCAUUCGCCACCAGCCGCAAAUGAUUUUCCAUCUGCUCCAGACAGCCCCAUGAAUAGUGUUGAUCAUUCGCCACUGGCUGCUGAAGGUUUGCCAUCUACUCCAAACAGCCCCAUGAAUGAUGUGGAUCAUUCUCCACUGGCCGCAGAUGGUUUGCCAUAUGCUCCAGACAGCCCCAUGAAUGGUGUGGAUCAUUUGCCACUGGCCACAGAUGGUUUGAGAUUUGCUCCAGAGAGCCCCAUGAAUGGUGUGAAUCUUGAUGGAUCAGACAACAAUACUGAACAUAAUGUUGGCACUCAACGAGAGCACGAGUCAGAGAUUCCCUCAAAUAGGAACAAGAAGAGACCUAUUCGUGUUAGUGCCACGAAGAAGAAUAAGAAAACUAAGACCAAAACUGCUCUGGUCAUGCAAGCUCACUUGGACCGUAUAGUGGAGUUGGCUCAGAAAGCACAGGCCACUUUUGAAAAGUUUAGCUCCCGAGUCGACCCUCUGAGAGCCAGUAGCAUUCAGGAUGUUAUGUCACUGGUCCGUGAGUGUGGCGCCCAUUGUGGAAGUAAUGAGCAUUUCAUUGCGACUGAGCUGUUUGUGAAUAGAGAACAAAGGGAAAUGUUCUUGACAAUGGAAACAGCUGAGGAACGUUUCCAAUGGCUUAGGAGAAAGUAUAUUGUCAAGUAUCUAUCAAGUCCAAGUAUGGGUCUGAGAUAAAUGAUCCAAGGCCUUUUUUAAGGUUUUGUGGUAAAGGUCUUAGGCUUAACUCAAUACGAUCCAUUUUGUAUUGGAUCCUAACUAGUGUUGGUUACAUCCUGACAAGUUUGGUUGUAAAGGCUCAUCUGUGAAUGUGUAGCUGUCCUUUGGUGCCACUUGUUUUCUAUCUGUACUAUGUUUCAGCCGCAAGCAAAAUCUGUUACCAUAUUCUGUUGA
This is a messenger RNA of Phragmites australis (common reed), 1516 nucleotides long. RefSeq lists its product as uncharacterized. The transcript is spliced from 3 exons. NCBI's taxonomy places the organism in Eukaryota, Viridiplantae, Streptophyta, Magnoliopsida, Poales, Poaceae. The record is from RefSeq and is a predicted model, not a curated record. The coding region runs from base 194 to 1300 and encodes 368 amino acids.